This is a messenger RNA of Sitophilus oryzae (rice weevil), 1545 nucleotides long. RefSeq names its product cytochrome b-c1 complex subunit 2, mitochondrial (gene UQCR-C2). Lineage: Eukaryota; Metazoa; Arthropoda; Insecta; Coleoptera; Curculionidae. Gene Ontology annotation, molecular function: metal ion binding. The record is from RefSeq and is a predicted model, not a curated record. Bases 110 to 1429 code for a protein of 439 amino acids. The transcript is spliced from 8 exons. Gene Ontology annotation, cellular component: mitochondrion.
CUUGUCAGAAAACUGUCACUUGUCAGUUCAAUCGAUGUCAGCUGCUGGACUUUAAAGAGAAGCCGAAUUUUUCUUCAAUUAUAUAAUAACUUUAUCUAAUACUGUAAGAAUGGCUUCUUCGAUCACCAAAGGACCUUUACUCCGUAUAGUAACGGCCAGAGGAUAUUCUCAAGUGGCUCCAGUUAAUGGUAUCGCCAAUUACGAUUUGAAAACCACUACUCUCACUAACAAACUGGUAGUUGUAGCAGCAGAAAAUGAAUCCGCUUUGACCAGAAUUUCCGUCACGUUCAGAGCUGGAUCGCGUUACGAAACCAGCGAUAAUCUCGGUGCUGUACACGUUAUCCGUACCGCCGCUGGAUUAUCCACAAAAAACGCAUCCCAGUUUGCUAUUAUCCGUAACAUACAGCAAGUUGGGGCUAGCCUAACUGCUACAGCAGACCGUGAAACUAUCUCUUAUACUUUGGAAGGCACCAGAAAAGCUGUAGAGCAAGUUUUACCUUUCUUGAAAGAAGUGGCUACUGAGCAAGUAUUCAAACCCUGGGAACUAUCCGAACUUGGAGAUCGGUUAAAGAUUGACUUGGCAGUUCGACCAUUGCAGUUACGUGCACUUGACUUACUUCACAAAGCUGCCUACAGAACAGGGUUGGGCAAUUCCCAGUUUGUUCCCAAAUUUCAAAUAGGUAAACUUUCCUGCGAAACAUUGCAACACUACGUUGCCAAUACCUUCACUUCAAGCAGAGCGGCUGUAGUUGGUUUUGGAAUAGAUAGUUCCAGUCUGACGCAGUUCGCUCAGUCUUUGAACUUGGAGCCCAACGAAGGUGUCUCCAAUCCCAGUCCUUACAAGGGCGGAGAAAUUAGGUCGGACAAAGGGGGCGAUUUCGCUUUUGUGGCGAUCGCUGGCGAGGGGGCCGCGGUGAACAACCCCAAAGAAGCCCUAGCGGCCGCCGUCCUACAGAACGUCCUCAGUGCCGGACCCCAGUUGAAAUGGAGCACCAACGACAACGGAGUCAUUCCCAGGGCCCUAGGUGGCACCGACGGCUAUUCAGUUAGGGGCAUCAAUGCAAGCUACAAAGACACGGGAUUGGUCGGAAUUUUGCUGGCCGUGCCCGCCAAGUCGGCCAAGAAAAUUGUACCGGGAGCAGUGAAUGCUUUCAAAAGUGCCAGCGUCACCGAUGCGGACGUUAACAGAGGUAAAAACUUGCUGAAAACCAGUUUGCUGUCGGAACUGGAAAGCGGAUCGACAGCGGCUCAAGUAUACGGCGCGCAAGCCGCUCUAACCGGCACCGCUUUGUCCGCAGAGGAAGUCGCCUCUGUAGUCGAUUCAGUAUCGGCCAGUGAUGUGAACAGCGUUUUACAAAAGGCCCGAAAAAACAUCUCAAUCGCAUCGGUGGGCAACUUGGCCGAUGUUCCUUAUGCGGAUGACCUAUAAGAAACACUCAUUAUACAGAAAAAAUAAAUGUGUAUUUAUAAGAUUGUAUUAUAUACUUUCAAAUUAUUGUUAUUUGUAAACGUUUAAAAUAAAAAUAUAAUGGCAGAGCCAUAGAU